AAGAUAUUGAUGAGCGGGUGAAGAUGGAAGAUGAUCCCGAUGCAAGAGAGCAAAUUUUCCACAACACCGUCCGAGAAUAUGUUAUCUUCCUGCUGCUGUUCAUCCUGCUGUACGUGUCGGCGUUCGCGGUCAUCGCGCGCUUCCGGCGCCGCAGCUCGGAGGACUACUACGCCAUCGACGAGGAGGAGGCGACCGUCUUCAAGAUCAGCCUGUGGCUGUGCACGUUCUCGCUGGCAGUCUCGCUGGGUGCGGCGCUCCUUUUGCCAAUCUCCAUCCUGAGCAACGAGAUCCUCGCGCUGUACCCCAGCAGCUACUAUGUGCAGUGGCUCAACCACUCACUCGUCCAAGGGAUGUGGAGUAACAUCUUCCUGUUUUCCAACCUCUCACUGUUUGCGUUCCUGCCAUUUGCCUAUCUCUUCACCGAGUCGGAAGGAUUUCCUGGCUGCCGUAAGGGUAUCAUGGCGAGGGUGCACGAGACGUUUGUGAUUCUCGUGCUGCUGGGCGUGACUGUGCUGGGCAUGACGUACGUCAUCGCUUCUUUCUUCGAGGACCAACAUUCCACCAUCAUGGUUAUGUUCAAUUUAGGAAGCUACUACCUGCCAUUCCUGUAUUCGUGUAUAUCAUUCAUCGGAGCAUUGAUCCUGCUGUUGUGCACGCCGCUGGGCUUCGAGCGGCUGUUUGCUGUGGUGGGGAACCUACUGGUGAAACCGCAGUUCCUGCGCGACCUGGAGGUGGAGUUCUACGUGGCACUGCUGGAGGAGCACACGCUGGAGCAACGGCUGGCUCGGACGCGCGCCUCGGGGGGCCGCGGGUACUUGUGCCCCGCUCCCAUGUCGCCGGCGGGAGCGCUUGCCGAGGAGCCGCCCUAUGUCGGGCUGCAGAACGGGGAGCUGCAGGCGGGAAUCGAGACGCGGCUGGCAGACGUCCGGCGCCACCGCAAGUACCUGGAGGAGCUGUGCAAGACGUCACUGCUUCAGCGUAACGUCCUGUACCCGGCCUCGAUGCUGCUUCUGGUCGCACUGACGGCGCUGGCUGUCUUCAUGGUGGCGCAGAACACACUGGGACUGCUCAUAGGCAUCAAGGCACUGCCACUCAGCCAGGAGGACUUCAUACUGGGGCUGCGGCCGCUGUCGAAGCUGGGCCCUGUGGGCGCACUGCUGGAGAUCGCGCUCAUCUGCUACCUGGUGGCCACCUCCUCGGUGGGCGUCUACACGCUGCCUGGCCUGCGCCACAUGAAGCCGCGUCGCGCCCGCACGCCCUUCACGCACGUCGUCGCCAACUGCGCCCUGCUGCUCGUGCUCAGCUCUGCACUGCCGCUGCUCGCUCGUAUACUCGGCUUCACCAACUUCGACCUGCUGGGCGACUUCGGGAAGAUCCGGUGGCUGGGCAACAUGGAGAUCGUGCUUCUGUACAACGUGGGUUUUGGUGGCUGUGCCGCACUGUGCCUUGCCAACAGGUUCACGGCGAAGGUGCGGCAGGAGCUCUGGUCGUGUUGGGUGCACGUGUUUGAGCAUGUGACAAGACCUUGUGCUUUAACUUUUGCAUGCUGGGCUGAAAUUGCAAAGAGUCUGGACGAAAUCUCUCUCAGGUUCUGCAGCUUGAUUGGCAUUUUUGAGAGUAACGAACCAUUGGCACACGAAAAGCACCGGAUACGGACCACCUCUCUUACCAGCACAGGACUGAAGGAAGAGUAACCGAGUAGAAACUGUACACUCAAUAUUGUGGUUGGAGUGUGUUAUGCAUCACUGGGAAUAGAAUUAAAAGUGCCAAUGUAUAUAGCCCAAGCAAAGUAACAAGGAAGAAAAUGGAGAGCUUUUUUGCACUUAAAACUGGAACCUGUUCAUAUUGAGGACUGUUUUAUAGGGUUAUUUUCCUGGUGUACGUAUGCAAAAGAGUUAGGUGAAUUAUGCAAUUCUUUGUGGAGACUGCAUUUCUACCCUCAAAAUCAUAAAAAUUGCUCUAUUUGUGAGUUGAAAUUUCGGGGGGGGGGGGGGGGGGGAGAGAGAGAGAGAGAGAGAGAGAGAGAGAGAGAGAGAGAGAGAGAGAGAGAGAGAGAGAGAGAGAGAGAGAAGCAUUUUGAUAUUAGAAAUGUUUGGCCUCUGGUGAUUAUGAGACUUUUGAAUGUACAUGUAGAAGUAAAUCCCAAGUAGCAACAAAGCUCACAAAGUCUUAGAGAGAAUUUUUGAAACUGUCCAUAAAAUGGGAAAAUUUUUGUUGCCCAAGCACAGUGAAAUUUUAUUUGCAUUUUAUUGUGAAGCAAAGGAAAGAUAUUAAACAUAUGAUAUUGUUUUUCUGUAAGUGCACCCACUUUAUUGAUAUUAUGGAGCUGUAUAUUGAAACAUCUUUUUAUGUACUGAAAUCGUUCCUCAAUUAUUUAAAUAUGUGUGGAAGAAUGAGUAUGUGUGAGGAUUGUUUGUACUAAGUUAUUUGAGCCUUCAGGGCAGAUUUUAUUUAUUUUUUAUUGAUAUAUAUAUAUAUAUAUACACAUCUAUAUAAAUGAUAUGUAUUAUACUACAGGGAACUUUUAACUUAAGACUGAUUAAGCAAUUGCAGUAUGAAAGUGGCAUUCUCUUCUUAAAUGUCAUUUUUCAUGUUUUAGUAACUGUUUAGCAGGUAUUUUUCCUGUAUACUUGGCUGAUUUGUAACUUGAAAGGCCACAAAAAGCAUUAAUUACAUAAUAAAUGAAGAAAGAGGAA
This is a messenger RNA of Schistocerca gregaria, 2696 nucleotides long. It is a transcript of the gene lili, whose product is annotated as protein Lilipod. Gene Ontology annotation, molecular function: transmembrane signaling receptor activity. The coding region runs from base 24 to 1694 and encodes 556 amino acids. Gene Ontology annotation, biological process: signal transduction. The record is from RefSeq and is a predicted model, not a curated record. Lineage: Eukaryota; Metazoa; Arthropoda; Insecta; Orthoptera; Acrididae. The transcript is spliced from 13 exons.